GUCCAUUCCGCCAGCCCAGAAGCCCGACCGAGCACGACGAUGAUCUACAACCUCUACAUCUUCAACCGGGCGGGCGCCUGCCUCCUCUACGAGGAGUGGAACCGCAGCAGUGAUGCCAUGACGCUGAGCGACGCCGAGGAAGAGAAGCGGCUCAUGUUCGGUCUCAUCUUCUCGUUGAAGGAGUUUCUCCGCAAGAUGGCACCGACGGCCUCGACGACGUCGUCGCAGUCGCUCAAGACGUUCAAGACGGACACGUACACAUGCCACCACUUGGAGACCGCGUCAGGUCUGCGCUUCAUUUUGACGAGCGACAACAACACGGGCGACCUCCAAGACGUCCUCCAGCACCUUUAUGGCAACCUUUACGUCGAGCUCGUGACCAAGAACCCGGUGCACGACGCCAAGAGCACCAAGCCGAUCAAGUGCAAGCUCUUCCGGCACAGCGUCCGCCACUACAUGGAAUCGCUGCCUUGCUUUCGAUAAGAUGCUCAAUGCACGCCUGCCUCCUCCUGCUUGCCCA
Molecule: messenger RNA, 520 nt
Organism: Saprolegnia parasitica CBS 223.65
Lineage: Eukaryota; Oomycota; Saprolegniomycetes; Saprolegniales; Saprolegniaceae
Exons: 1
Coding region: 40-483 (147 amino acids)
Biological process (GO): endoplasmic reticulum to Golgi vesicle-mediated transport
Cellular component (GO): TRAPP complex
Source: RefSeq, a predicted model, not a curated record